AGUUUAAUUUACAACUAGGGUAUUGGUCACAAACCCAAAAGGAUUGGAAUUCAAAACAGGUUUUGGCCAUAAAAUAUGAAUCGCAUUUCGAAUCAAUUAGGCAUAAACCGUUCAGCAUUUUCAGUGACUCUUAUUUUAAUAUUGGGUUCACUGGAAAGAAAAAUGCUGGGUAUAAACAGAUAUAGAUAAAGCUUGGAUAUUUCUACUGCCAAUAAGAAUAUCUAGAGUUCAAUUCUACCGAGAGUGCUAAAAGGAGAUCUAUUAUGCAAAAACCAUAUCUUGAAACCCAAUCGAUCUUUCUCUUCUAGCAUUUCAUGCUUUGUUCUGAAGCGUGGGCAAUUUACAAAAGGCAGACAAAUCUUGAGAGAGAUCUUCGUCCUUCACAAUGCAUCUACAGGCUUCGUACAAGCCAUGUUUGGUGUUUCGCAUCACUGUCCUGCGAGGACGUGACAUUUCUAAAGGCAAAGUGGCGGAUUUGAUCGAUACCCCUGACCCCUACGUCAAAAUCCACAUUCCUACCGCACCGAAUGGAAAAGCCCAAACCAAAGUCAUGGAUGAUAACCCGAAUCCUGAGUGGCACGAGACCUUCGAGUUCCUUCUCGACCCAGACAGAGAGAAUAUUAUGGAAAUAACUCUGAUGGAAUCGGAUCUUGUAAGCGAUGAUAUUCUGGACAAGCACACGUUUCGACUCAAUGACCUGGAACGAGAAACGCGUGUUGAGCAGACCUUCAAGUUUGCCGAGACCUCUAAAGUAGAUGUGGAGAUGGAAUUAUGCAGUUGCCCAGAUCCCAGCGAUCUUCGCUAUAGUAUUGAACUGUGUGAUGAGGAGAUGAACUACCUGAUAAAGCGACGAGAGUUUGUCUACGAAACGAUGAGAGAAGUGCUAGGAGAUCGCGGCCCGAAAAAUAUCAACGAGGUUCCCACUAUCGCAGUUCUCGGAUCCGGGGGGGGCUUUCGUGCCAUGACAGCCUUUAGUGGCGUAUUCUGUGCACUCAAAGACACGAAGAUUCUCGACUGUGCGACGUACACCGCUGGCCUUUCGGGCUCAGCAUGGUACCUCUCGUGUCUGUACUCGCAUCCCGAAUGGCCAUCGAUUCAUCCACGACAAAUAGUCGAGGAGCUUCGUGGGAACGUCGGUCAAAAGUGGACGCGUCGGCUGGUUCAACCUUCUUGGAUGUACAAACACAUGCAGACGAUAAGCAAAAAGAGGGAAAAUGGCCAGCCUGUUAGCUUUACGGAUUUCUUUGGGCAUUUAGUGGCAGAUACUAUUAUUGCUGGGCGAGAGGAGUCUAAAUUGAGCGAGCAAAAGGACAAAGUUGCGCAUGGCGCCGUCCCACUACCGCUGUAUACUUGCGUCCACGUGAAAAAAGACGUAUCUGCGCACGCCUUUUGUGAAUGGUUGGAGUUUACACCCUAUGAGGUUGGCUUUCCUAAAUAUGGAACUUUCGUUAGAAGUGAACUCUUCGGAAGUAAAUUCUUCUGCGGAAAACUGAUGAAAAAGUUUGACGAGUCCACACUACAGUACCUCCAAGGGUUAUGGGGAAGCGCGUUCACAAUUUUACUUCAAAGAGUUGUCAAGGACGGACUUAAAGAACCCGACGAGACAGUUAGCAGCGUACAGAAUAGAGGCGAUUUGCGAAAUGAAUUAGAAGAGAUGAUCGCUUCCGAAGAGGAUGACCAUAACGAAGACAGCGAUGACGAGCAAGCAAGCGAUUCAGAUGAAAAAGACGCGGCCAAAAAUUCAAAUGGUGACGACGACAAAGAGCAGAGCAAAUUAAUGGAGAUCGUAGAGAAGGUUAUUGACCGUUUUGAUGUCUUCAAAACGAGGCAGGGACGAGCGGGCCUGGUUCAUAACUUCCUGCGCGGAUUACAGAUUGCACCAUCGCCCGAUGACGUUGACGCUGUCGCGUACCAGCAGCUCGUUUCCGAAGACAAAAGAAUCUUCUUAGUAGACAGUGGGCUAGUGUUCAACUCACCCUACCCCCCUUUACUCCGUCCCGAGAGGGGGGUGGACCUGUACUUAUCGUUUGAUUUCAGCGCGCGAGACAAAGACGAAGAGUUCCCGUUUAAGGAGCUUUUGCUUGCAGAGGAAUGGGCCAAGAAAAACAAUCUUCCGUUUCCCCCAAUCAAUGCGCAUGAGCAGUAUGAGACCGCUGGCCUCAAGGAAUGCUACGUAUUUCGUCAUCCAAGCGACCCAGCAUGCCCCGUGGUCAUGCACUUUGUUCUUGUCAACAAGAGUUUUAGAGAGCACUCCAAGCCAGGUGUGCUGCGAUUGACAGAAGCCGACAAACUCCAAGCAGAGUUCUCCAUCUUCGAGGAUCCCAAAGGCCCGUAUAGCACGUUCAACUUCCAUUAUCCUAACGAACCUUUCGACCGUCUCACCUCACUCACGGAAUACAACACUUUGAUGUGCGAGAGACUUAUCAAGGACGUGAUGGCGGAGUGUAUACAGAGGAGACGUGACAAGAUCAACCCCAGGGGGAGAGGGAGAGUAGGGAAAUGCGUCUUGCAGUGAGGUCAUGUCCGUGGUGUGUUCUGGGUGAAUCAAAACGGUGACCGAGCCACUGAAGAAUGGAAACCAUUACUAGAUGGUCACAUGAUUGGUCUCGUGACCAAAGGACUUAGAUUGAAAUGCCAGAUAUGUACGCCUCUUCCCUCAAAAAAUUCGGAUCCGCCACUAGUUGAUGAUUAAAAGCCAGAAGUUUG
This is a messenger RNA of Nematostella vectensis (starlet sea anemone), 2706 nucleotides long. RefSeq names its product cytosolic phospholipase A2. The transcript is spliced from 14 exons. NCBI's taxonomy places the organism in Eukaryota, Metazoa, Cnidaria, Anthozoa, Actiniaria, Edwardsiidae. Gene Ontology annotation, molecular function: calcium-dependent phospholipid binding; calcium ion binding. Gene Ontology annotation, biological process: glycerophospholipid catabolic process. Gene Ontology annotation, cellular component: cytosol. The record is from RefSeq and is a predicted model, not a curated record. The coding region runs from base 386 to 2515 and encodes 709 amino acids.